UAGAAAGCAUCACUGACACGCUGGUCGGUUAACAGUGAGCCCUUUCGCAGACGUCCACCCCGUCCGUCCAUGUGGGUAUUGAUCCGCGUGACAGAUCACCGCCUCUAAACCAGCCCUCGGGUUCAGGGUUUGCUCCUCCUGGCCAGCACCAAUCUGAGAUGGGUAGAAGGAGGGGGCGGGAAGGUUAGUUUGAAGAGCUUUGCGAAAGGACGUCGAUUUCCCUAUUAUUUCACCACUGGAAGAAAAAAAAAAGAAAGAUCCUAACCCAGUGGACAGUAACAGCUGAGGGAGAAAUCAGUCGGACCAAACGUCAGAACCUCAUUAACUCCGAGGAAACCCAGUCGGGAGAGAGAAGAAACAGCAAGAACACAGCCCGUAUUGCUGCUGGAGCUGCCUGUUUGAACUGAUAUGGCUGCAGCACUUUGGAAGCCUAAAUCGUUGGACUUGGGCUUGCCAAUCAUCCUCCUGCUCCUCAACCUCCUUCCUGAAGCCAGGGCAGUAGUUGGACACAGAGAGCCGCUGCCUGAUGAUAGCAAAGACAAUAUCACCAUUUUCACCAGAAUCUUAGACAGGCUGUUGGAUGGAUAUGACAACAGGCUACGUCCUGGGCUGGGAGAGAGUGUGACAGAAGUGAGGACAAACAUCUAUGUGACGAGUUUCGGGCCGGUGUCAGAUACAGACAUGGAGUACACCAUCGACGUCUUCUUUCGUCAGAGCUGGAGGGACGAGAGGCUGAAGUUUGACGGACCCAUGCAAGUUUUACCCCUGAACAACCUCCUGGCUAGUAAGAUCUGGACUCCUGAUACCUUUUUCCACAAUGGGAAGAAAUCUGUGGCCCAUAACAUGACAACUCCCAACAAACUGCUACGACUAGUCGACAACGGCACGCUUCUCUACACAAUGAGGUUGACCAUUCAUGCUGAGUGCCCCAUGCACCUGGAGGAUUUCCCGAUGGAUGCACAUGCCUGUCCUCUGAAGUUUGGAAGUUACGCCUACACCAAUAACGAGGUGAUCUACCUGUGGACCCAAGGAGAUGAGAGGUCUGUUGCUGUUGCUGAGGAUGGCUCCAGGCUGAACCAGUAUGACUUACUGGGACACGUUAUUGGCAAAGAAACCAUCAGCUCCAGCACAGGGGAAUAUGUAGUGAUGACAACAUAUUUCCAUUUGAAAAGGAAAAUUGGCUAUUUUGUGAUUCAGACCUACCUCCCGUGCAUCAUGACUGUCAUACUGUCUCAAGUCUCCUUCUGGCUAAACAGAGAAUCGGUUCCUGCUCGCACUGUUUUUGGUGUCACCACUGUCCUAACCAUGACUACCUUGAGCAUCAGUGCUAGAAACUCCCUUCCUAAGGUGGCCUAUGCCACAGCCAUGGACUGGUUCAUGGCUGUGUGCUAUGCCUUUGUCUUCUCUGCCUUGAUUGAGUUUGCCACAGUCAACUACUUCACCAAGCGCAGCUGGGCAUGGGAUGGGAAAAAAGAAGGCAUGGAAAUAAGGGAACCGUUUCAGGCUAACAUGGCCAGGAUUAAAGAUAUGAGAAGAGAAUCCGCGACUUUGUCCAAAAAGGCGAACAACACCUUCAACAUUGUUGGAACCACCUACGCCAUCAACGUAGCUAAAGACCAGGGUUUAACGACCAUUUCCAAGAGUGCCCCCGGAGCAUCGGCCAAACACUCCUAUCUCCAUAAAAUGGAUGACCCCUACACAGAGGCCAAGAAGUCCUACAAUCGUGUCAGCAAAGUGGACAAGAUAUCGCGCAUCAUUUUCCCAGUUCUGUUCUUCAUCUUCAACUUAGGCUACUGGGCCACAUAUGUCAACAGAAAGCCAGCUAUCAUGAAGGCCAACAACCUAAACUGAAUUUAACCAAAUGUUAGGUGUGAUCUGGUUUGUUUUGGAAGGUAGAAAGGUUUGCAGGAGCCCAAAUCCAUUUCACCUUUCAUUGUGUGUGUGUGUGUGUGUGUGUGAGCGUAUGUUUCGCGUGUCUGUUUUUU
Molecule: messenger RNA, 1985 nt
Organism: Scatophagus argus
Lineage: Eukaryota; Metazoa; Chordata; Actinopteri; Scatophagidae
Gene: gabra3
Product: gamma-aminobutyric acid type A receptor subunit alpha3
Exons: 11
Coding region: 409-1851 (480 amino acids)
Biological process (GO): regulation of postsynaptic membrane potential; nervous system process; synaptic transmission, GABAergic
Cellular component (GO): GABA-A receptor complex; dendrite membrane; neuron projection
Molecular function (GO): inhibitory extracellular ligand-gated monoatomic ion channel activity; GABA-A receptor activity; GABA-gated chloride ion channel activity
Source: RefSeq, a predicted model, not a curated record